This is a messenger RNA of Lottia gigantea (owl limpet), 1401 nucleotides long. RefSeq lists its product as hypothetical. Bases 12 to 1274 code for a protein of 420 amino acids. Gene Ontology annotation, molecular function: dol-P-Man:Man(5)GlcNAc(2)-PP-Dol alpha-1,3-mannosyltransferase activity. NCBI's taxonomy places the organism in Eukaryota, Metazoa, Mollusca, Gastropoda, Lottiidae. The record is from RefSeq and is a predicted model, not a curated record. The transcript has 9 exons. Gene Ontology annotation, cellular component: endoplasmic reticulum.
CCAAUUCCAAGAUGGCAGCCUCCGUGAAAAAAAUUACCGAAAAAGAUUCUAAGAAAUCUGCACUAUCUCGGUUCAAGAAAUUCAUUUUCGACCCCAAUUAUGCUAUUCCUGCCAUGUUUCUUAUGCUGAUGUCAGAAAUCGUGGUCAAUGUUUUGGUUAUUCACAAAAUAAAGUAUACUGAAAUUGAUUGGAGAGCUUACAUGCAAGAGGUGGAAGGCUUUAUAAAUGGCACCUAUGAUUAUAUGUUAUUAAAGGGAGAUACAGGACCAUUAGUAUAUCCUGCAGGUUUUGUUUAUAUCUAUACAGCUUUAUAUUAUAUAACAGAUCAUGGAGUAAAUAUCAGAUUAGCUCAGUAUAUAUUUGCUAUCUUAUAUAUCCUGACCUUAUUAGUUGUGUUUGAUAUAUAUCGGUGGGCAAGAAGAGUCCCACCAUAUGCAUUCUGCUUUAUGUGUUGUGCAUCAUAUAGAAUACACUCUAUCUAUAUACUACGACUAUUCAAUGAUCCAGUAGCUAUGUUAUUUAUGUAUAUAGCUAUAGAUUUAUUUAUCAGACAACAUUGGACACUUGGAUGUCUUAUGUAUAGUUUAGGAGUUUCUAUCAAGAUGAAUUUGUUACUAUUUAGUCCAGCUUUGUUUAUAUUAUUAAUGAUAUCACAAGGUACAUUAGGUACUAUCAAACAUCUAACUGUUUGUGCCUUGCCCCAGGUAUUACUGGCAAUUCCUUUUUUAAAAGUAAAUGCUGUAGGAUAUGUUAUGAGAUCAUUUGAUCUGGGACGUCAGUUUUUCUAUAAAUGGACAGUCAAUUGGAGAUUGAUACAAGAAGAAGUAUUUUUAAAUCGUAAUUUCCAGUUGGCUUUACUAGCUAGCCAUAUUUUGCUGUUAUUGAUAUUUAUUUUUAUCAAAUUCAGAAAACUAUAUCCUAAUGUAUCAUUCAGUAUAUGGAUGUCACCUUAUAAAAGAAGAUUAAAUGCUAACCAAAUUUUAUUACCAUUACUAACAGUGAAUUUAAUUGGAAUGAGUUUUAGUAGAUCAUUACAUUACCAGUUUUAUAUUUGGUAUUUUCAUGGUUUACAUUAUUUAUUAUGGUCCACACCUUUACCUACAGUUAUUAGAAUGCUUACAUUAGGCGUAAUGGAAUUAUCAUGGAAUACUUAUCCUUCCACGGUGGAAAGUAGUACAAUGUUACAUGUUUGUCAUGGAGUAAUAAUUUUAGGACUAUUAUUCAGUUCUGCUUUUAAUGAAAGUAGUCCAGUGGAACAUAAAAAGAAGAAAUGAAUUGACUUGUGUAUUAAAAAGAAGAUUACUAUUUGGUCAAUGUCUUCCAUGAUUGAGGUGCUAGUCAGUGUGAGUUAUUGUUGAUAAAAUGAUUGUAAUUUUUAUUUAAAUUAUAGAGCAUAAUAAG